GCGGAAGAAACACGAAAACAAAAAGUAGCGGCCGAGAUGAGGUAAGUUGAAGUUGUACAUCCACCACGUGCUCGCUCCAUUGUAAACAGGAAAGAAAGACGAGAUUGGUCAGUCAUAUUUUUGCAUCCACAUUUUCUCGCUCCGCCCACACGCCCACCUACUCCUCACUGCAGCCACUUUCCUCAACAGCGCUCUUCUCAUCUUUCUGUGUGUUCACCUUGCUAGGGUUUUGUGUUCUCUUUUCAUCGGGUCGCUGGCCGGAUUUCCCCCUCUGUUUUGGCUUGAAACUUUCUCGACUCUGGUCAAAGCAUUCGGAUGGGAUUUGACCGAAUCGAGAUGCACCCCGCACCUACGCCCGCACCAGCGUGGGUAAAGACGGCUUAUAUGGUCAAAACAAAGAGUUCGCAUGGCAUAGAUAAUCACGGAUCUAAAGCAAGGUUCGCAUGAAUAGAUAUUACAACAGCAGAGUAAACUGAAGUUUCACAUGUGAAUCUGGUGAAUGUGUUUUGUGUUUGAUCAAAAUGGACGAAAACGAUCUUGAUCUAAGUUUGGGUCUGCCCUGUGGUGGAGUGGUUGCAUCAGAGAAAAGUAAAAGUGGGAGCUCAUCGGAUUCUAAGGUCGAGGAAGUUGAUAGAGAUGGAAAGGUGAUCAAUGAUUUCAAGAACUUUCUGGAUGGAGGUACUAGCAGCCAAAAGCAUGACUGUGGUGUGGGUUCUCAGAGAGGUGAUUCAACAAAACAUGAUGGGAACUUGCUUUCCAGCAGUAGUGUUGAUGGGGAUGCUUCUAAAAAGCUAAAUAGUGGAGGAUUCUGGGUUCCAAAUGAUAAUAGACCUAUAGAAGUUGAAGAAGAAAGGAGAACUGAUGUGGGCGACAAACGUAAAUAUAUGUUCCAGGAGUCGAGUCAACAAAAGAAGCAUGAGAGAGAAGCUCAUCAUGCCGACCUGCAUGAUAAGACAAGGACAUCACACAUUUCAAUAACCACAGAUGAUGGUUCAACUGCAGAAAAUGAAGAUGUUGCUGAUUCUGAAACUGUUGGUUCAACGUCCAGCCAGAUUUUGCAGCAUGAUGAAAACUCUAAGAGAUUUGUUGGAAGUAGUGGUCUAGUGGAAGUUCAUAAGGAGCUUCGUGGUGUUUCUGAUUCAAGUGGUGUAGAAUUACUUGGACAAAGAAGGCUUACCAUUUCUUCUGGGAAGGAUGUUAAGUUUGGGAAUAUGCCAUAUAGUAUCCCAUUCCAAGGCCAAUCAAUCAACAUCAUGAACCUGCCGUACUCUAUACCUUUGAAAGAUUCUAACCAAGGUAAUACAGCAAGUACGACUGGUUACUCAGUUCCUGGCAUGAUGCAAGUAAUGGCUACCACAAGUGGAGAUAGACCAGGAGCCCAACCUGUCAUACCUACAAAUUUGCCACUCAUGUUUGGCUACUCUUCUGUACAGCUGCCAACAUUGGAGAAUGAUAAUUCUAGCGGUGCAGCUUCUCAUCUUCAGCAGCUUCACCCUUCCUACGGACGAGGUCCCUUGGGCUCAGAUAAGCACAAAGAUGGACCAAAUAUUUCACAAGCUACUUUGCCGAUCAUUCCACAUAAGUCAUCUGAUUCCGUACAAUAUGAUGGGAGGGCAAUGGAGCAUGUGAAAGGCAAUGGGAGACAACAUAAGGUGGAAGAAACUUCCUCUUCUCGAGGGGAAGAAAAUGUUACAGGUGGCAACAUAAGCGUCAGGGCAAAAGACCCUCUUGAGCAGCCCAGAGCAGAAGCAGUUCCUUCAGAAUUUCCUACAAUAAGGCCAGGUCUUGCUGCAGAUCUGAAAUUUGGAGGAUCUGGUUCCUAUCCGAAUCUACCAUGGGUUUCAACAACUGGUCCUGCUCCAAAUGGUAGAACAAUAUCUGGUGUUACGUAUAGAUACAGUCCCACCCAAAUCAGGAUUGUUUGUGCUUGUCAUGGGUCUCACAUGUCACCGGAAGAGUUUGUGCGGCAUGCUAGCGAAGAGCAAACUAGUCAAGAAGGUGGUGCUGUUGUUUCGUCAUUUCCAAGUAGCAAUCCUGCUGCCUCUGCACAAAGCUGAUUUUGGAUAAAAAUCCUAUGCUGAAGAAUGAAGUAACUUUUCAUUGUCUCCAAAUAAAUGUAGGAAGCAGAAGCAUAAUUAUAGUUAAAAUGAAUGAGAGUGCGCAUAUUUCUUAAUGCAUAUGCACAUAUCCCAUUAAAUUGUAUUAGUCUAGCCUCUGAAAUCGAGAUGCUAGCCAAAUAUAUGUAAUAAAGUAUGACCUUUUUCUUAUCAAGCGUAUCAUAAGCACUCUCUGGGGGCAUUACAUUUCAUUGCA
Messenger RNA from Capsicum annuum, 2313 nucleotides. Its product is annotated as ninja-family protein mc410. NCBI's taxonomy places the organism in Eukaryota, Viridiplantae, Streptophyta, Magnoliopsida, Solanales, Solanaceae. Bases 522 to 2057 code for a protein of 511 amino acids. The record is from RefSeq and is a predicted model, not a curated record. Gene Ontology annotation, cellular component: nucleus. Gene Ontology annotation, biological process: jasmonic acid mediated signaling pathway; negative regulation of DNA-templated transcription. The transcript has 5 exons.